Arabidopsis arenosa is the source of this 3046-nucleotide messenger RNA. NCBI's taxonomy places the organism in Eukaryota, Viridiplantae, Streptophyta, Magnoliopsida, Brassicales, Brassicaceae. The record is from the annotation of a GenBank genome assembly.
AAAGCUUCUUCGAUUUCCCUCCUAACAAUUGGAUAUGGAAAACCAAAAUUCACAGUGAUGUCCGAGUCGUUGCUUCGAGUUGAUCGCGCUUGCUAAGAAACCCUAAUUCCAGGAGCGAUGUGCAGUCGCAGAGUUUGGACACACUCAGAACUAACUCCUUCUUCAGUGAGCGUGAAUGAAUCCGAUCUGGUGAAAGGUCUCUUACAAGCUUUGCAAGGUUUCUCAAGUCCCUUCAUUUUCUGGGACCAAAAGGAACAAACUUUCCGCGCUAAAAGUGAGAUACGAGUCUCUCAUUUGUCUCAGUCAAGCCUUCAUGUCCUUCUCGCUGGAUUUUUGUAUGCCGCAACAUGUUUGAAGCUUGUGGAGUCUAUUGUUGCUGGAAUUAAUACCUCUCUUAGAUCUCCUCCUACUUUAAUGGGAUUUUCGAACUCUGUCUCUGGUUGGCUUGAGAGACUCAGAGAUAUUGCUUUGAAUGAGGAAGUGAAGAUCAACGAUUCUAAUCUUGCUGUCACUCCAACUCUCUUGGGAUUAACUAGUUCUUUAUCUAGUCUGUGUUCAGGUGCUGAAUAUCUUUUCCAAGUUGUACGAGGUGCGAUCCCUCAUGCGUAUUUUGAGUCGAGUUCAGCUAUUUCAACCGCUGAAAUUGCUGUCCACGUUCUUGAUUACCUUUACAAGAGGCUGGAUGAAGUAUGCCUUGUCCAAGGUGGUGAGGUGGAAGGAUUUCAUGUGCUGCUGCAAAUAUUUGCUGGAAGUUUAUUGCCAUAUGUAGAAGGUUUGGAUUCAUGGUUAUUUGAAGGAACUCUUGAUGAUCCUUUUGAAGAGUUGUUUUUUUCAGCCAACCAAUCUGUCUCCGUUAGCGAUGCAGAGUUUUGGGAGAAAAGCUAUCUGUUGACGAGGGUGCUGGGUCCAAAAUCAAAUGUAACUUCGCUAAAUCAAAAGAAAGGAAUGAGUGGAAAUGACUCCAAUUCAGUUUCUGACAAAGACAAAGAGCAGAAUAAUCGGGUGUUAUGCCCACUAUUCAUAAAAGACAUCUGUAAGUCGAUUGUUUCUGCUGGAAAGUCACUGCAGCUGAUGCGGCAUAUUCCUUCUACGUCUUCAGAAAAGUGUGGAAAGAUUCAGUACCAUGGGCAAAAUGAUUUUGGGAAUUCGGCUUGUGGCAUACUCCUGGCUGGGAGGAACAGCUUUAGAAGCACUGCAGACUUAGCCUUGUCUGAAAUCUUCUGUCUAUCACUUGCUGGUCUCAUAGGCCAUGGUGAUCAUGUAUCUAGAUACCUGUGGAAAGAUGAGACAGAUGAGUGGGAGAUUUCUCCAACUUUGCCAUUAUAUAUAAGUGGAAGGCUAGUGGAUGGCACAGGUGAUAGAGAUAUUUCAGCUCUCACAUACUCAGACCGAAUGUGGUAUAAGUUGUUGGUUGGUGCUGUGCAAGAGAAAAGAUCUAUAGACGCCAAAUCAGAACUCCAGAGUCCAUGUUAUGUUAGUCAUGUUAAAGACGAGAAAAAUGUUCUCGUUGCCGAAAAGGUGUUGCAGCGGUUGUUUUGUCAUGAGAACCCUGUUGUUUCAGUAUCUAAAAUGGAUCUUGAGAGGAAUAAGAAUGCAUGGAAUGUCUUGAACUUAUCACAAAACUAUUGCCUACCCUCGUUAAAUGAUGAGAGUUUGUUGAGUGCUGUUUUUGAGGGAUCUGGCGUGGCAGAUACAGGAUUGACCGGAACAAACUACAAAUUUGGGUUCCAAUUCGGUAGAUCUGAAUAUCUUUCUAAUCAGGAUGACACCCAAAUUCUAGAAACGUUAUUUCCUUUUCCCACAUUGCUUCCGUCAUUCCAGCCGAAGCUCCAUAUGUCAGAAUUUCUACCUUUCCAAAAGAAUAGUACACUUCCUUCCAGAGUUCUCAGCUGGAUGCUUAAGGCAGAGCCAAGGGAUACUCCACUUCCUGUUGUAAUAAUGCAAGAAUGCUUGACAAUCUACAUCAGGAGGCAGGUGGACGACAUUGGCAAAGUGAUUUUGUCAAAACUAAUGAAUGAUUGGAAAUUGAUGCACGAACUUGCGGUGUUGCGUGCCAUUUACUUGUUAGGUUCAGGGGACCUUCUGCAGCAUUUUCUGACUGUCAUAUUCGAUAGACUGAGCAAGGGAGAGUCAUCAAAUGAUGAUUUUGAGUUGAACAUAAUCCUUCAGGAAUCUAUUAGAAAUUCAGCUGAUGCCAUGUUGUUAAGCAGUCCUGAUGCAUUGGUGGUAUCUAUUUCCAGUGAAGGGUCUUUGGACAGAGACAAAGAUGACAAGGGUGAAGUCAAACCCCGUUCUUCAACUCGUAAAAGCCGUGUUAACAAUUUUGGGAUAGAUUGCCUUGAGUCUCUCAAAUUCACAUACAAGGUGCCGUGGCCGCUAGAGCUUAUUGCGAACAGUGAGGCCAUUAAGAAGUAUAACCAGGUGAUGGGAUUUUUGUUGAAGGUCAAACGAGCAAAAUAUGUGCUUGAUAAAGCACGAAGGUGGAUGUGGAAGGGUAAAGGCUCUGCAACAAAAAUCCGCAAGCACCACUGGUUACUGGAACAAAAGCUCCUCAAUUUUGUGGAUGCUUUUCAUCAAUACGUAAUGGACAGGGUAUAUCACACUGCAUGGCGUGAACUGUGCGAAGCUAUGGUAAAAGCAGGGUCUCUAGAUGAGGUCAUAGAUGUACAUGAGACGUACUUGUUAUCGAUUCAGAGGCAAUGUUUUGUGGUUCAAGAAAAGCUGUGGGUAAUCAUCGCAAGUCGGAUCAACAUGAUUCUCGGGUUAGCUCUAGAAUUCUACUCAAUACAACAGACGCUGAGCAGCGGUGGAGCAGUUUCAGCUAUCAAGGCUAGAUGCGAAAUGGAGAUAGACCGCAUCGAGAAACAAUUUGAGGACUGUAUUGCAUUCCUCCUUAGAGUAUUGACUUCAAAGCUGAACGUGGGACACUUCCCUCAUCUGGCAGACUUGGUGACCAGAAUCAAUUACAAUUAUCACUACAUGUCUGACACUGGAAGCUUGAUGACUGUUUCUGGAUCAUAGACCAACUCGUCCAGGCUUUUCUAGA